Messenger RNA from Trichoplax adhaerens, 1278 nucleotides. RefSeq lists its product as uncharacterized. The record is from RefSeq and is a predicted model, not a curated record. NCBI's taxonomy places the organism in Eukaryota, Metazoa, Placozoa, Uniplacotomia, Trichoplacea, Trichoplacidae. The transcript has 5 exons. The coding region runs from base 1 to 1278 and encodes 425 amino acids.
AUGGAAAAUACAGGACAGACAGUUUCUGGAUCAUCUUUCGGUAAAACUAGCUCAAUUAUUUUCAUAAGUGUAGGCCCUGGAAACGAUUUUUAUUUGUUUUUCUCUGAUGUGGGUUUUAAACGUACUUCCUUAACUAAGGCGUUUAGAAUCAUUUGUCCUCCUGGGUACUACCUCCAGUCCGAUCAAACUUGCCUGCCUUGUCAAGUCGGUACUUAUCAACCAUAUGCAAAUCAAUCCGACUGUUGGCCAUGUCCUUACGGUUUAACUACAUCAUCAUCAGCAUCGGUAGCGGUCGAACAAUGUCAAAUAGCCAACAGUUUAAUCAUCGCUUCCUACGUUUUAUUCGGUACCUGUAUCUUGAUGGCUCUGAUAGCAGGACUUAUACUUCUAAUUGAGUGCUCACUACAUAAAUGUCAUGUCCGAAAUCGAUCUGCAAAACGUCGAGGCGAAUGGAAUGUUAAGCCAUGUAAUGAUAAGUCAAUCUAUCCAACUCAAUUUAAGCUCUAUCGAAAGCAGUAUAGUGAAGAUGAUGAUGUUUCGGAGUGGGAUGUUUUUCAACUACCAGGGUCAGAAUAUAAUAACAUUGAACAGGUAUUAAGCCGCAAAAUAAAAGAUAAAAAUGAAGAAAAAACAACAUCGCAACAUUUGCCUACUGUUAAAGACUUUAAACGCCAUAGCAAAAUGAAGAUAUCUCAUCGACAGGAUAGUAGAAUUCAUGAAUGCAAUACCAAUAAGGUAACUCAGCAAGUAAGACAGCAUUCACCCUAUGAAAGAGGAAAAAGUAAAGUACCUCUACCCGAUACAGCGUUCGAUUUGCCAUUUGAUAAAGAUAUUAGUAUCGAUCAAGAAAACCGACAAUAUGAUUUCAAUUCUUCCAAGUUAAAUCAGCAUAAUAGUCAAAGAGAUCCCGAACAAUCAAGAGAUUCAGUUGAUCGAACUCAAAUGGACAGUGAAAUAUUACAAACUUCUUGGAAUACAAUUUCACCCAAAUUCUCAAAUGAGCAACCCUUUGAUAAAACCAGACGUAAGAGUGAUCAUAUAAAGCAAACAAGUCCUCCACGCGCCCGAUUUUCCCUACCGACACCAAUUACUAGAGGUGAUACCUGGUUUGCUUACGAAUCUAAGAGAGUAUUAGAAGGAUUUUAUGGGAAAAAAGACAGGCCAUUACGUCAUUCUGAAAUACAAGAAAACAUCGAAGAAAACCAAGAAAAUGAAGAACAGAUUUAUCUUGACGACUAUUUGCAGCAGCACGAUGACUAUGGCGGAAGUAAUGAUUAA